UAUAUGAACCGAGCUACCGAAAAGAACCUCAAUAUGCGACAGGAAGACGCACUGGGUAAAACGCUGCAGGAGCAACUGGUCGCCGACUCAGUUCAGAUCAACACUAUGGGCUCAUCCCUACUAAGAGGGAGAGAAUGGAGCGGUCCCAUGACACUCAAAAAGAAACCCUCGGAGACGGUGGUGUCGUCCUGCAAGGCUGUGCCAUUCUCCUGUGCCGGAAGGAUGCCGACGCACUUCAUCCUGGUAUUCGACACGAGUUCUAUGGACCCCAACAUCCUCGGUCAAAGCAGGGGCAGCGUGCACUCCAUCA
Messenger RNA from Anoplophora glabripennis (Asian longhorned beetle), 310 nucleotides. Its product is annotated as high affinity cAMP-specific and IBMX-insensitive 3',5'-cyclic phosphodiesterase 8-like. Lineage: Eukaryota; Metazoa; Arthropoda; Insecta; Coleoptera; Cerambycidae. The record is from RefSeq and is a predicted model, not a curated record. The transcript is spliced from 2 exons. The annotation marks the transcript as partial.